CAGUAUAUAAAGCAGGACAACGACGGACGGAGGACGGCUGGGGAGUCGCAGCCCGGGAUUGUAAAUAAGACCGCAAGAACUGUGUUUUAUUUACAAAAGUGAUGCCGGCUGUUGUAGAGUACCGUUCCCAGUUGUUUUAAAGUCGUUUUUUGUAAUUUUUGGCUCUAUUUCUCGCCUAUUUCCGUGUGGUUUGUACACUACGCGAAUAAUGGCGAGCUCGGCUAACUCGAACCCAGUGGUAAGGAUCAAUCUCUAAGGACUGUCAGCGGGGAAAAAUGGGGGGUAAAGAUAAUAAUGGAAGCUGUCGAAGAGCUGGUUUUAUUUACUUCAGUGCAAAGGAUCUGCUUUUACAAUCACUUCACUUACAUUUUAAAUAAAACGAAGCUUUUACUUAGGUCAAUCGGCCAUUUUCACGAGUUUCUUAAAACUAGAUUGUUCUCUAAGAGCUUAGCAUCUGCUAACUGAUAUAGUAUUUUAUUAGACUAAAAAAUAAAGAGGGCUUGGAAACACAAGGCUGCUGGUGGAAUGCAGUUUUUGAGUUGUAAUAAGUGAGGUCUUUGUCAUGGUUGGAGCUUACAGUGGUGUUCAUGGUCGGUUCAUGACAGUUUCUGGGGCUUCUGAAAUCUAGUGUAAAUUGUCCUUUAAGUACAUAAAAAAAUAGGAUUUUCGGUUUUCAGUGGUCUUGCUGUUAUUUUGAUGAACGUUAAGGGUCAACUCAGUGCUAGUCGAUUACAAAAAGACAAGAUAGAUUUUAGCUUAAUUUUAAAAACUAUAUAUUGAAAGCCGAUGUACGCUAAGCACAUUGUCUAAUCCACGAUGAAGAUUAUUUAACGUUUAGAAAAAGAGAGAAACAUUUCAGUCGUUGGCCGUCAACGGUUAGUUUAAACGCCUCAUCAUUGUCCACCAUUCCACGACCCGAAGGCAGGAUAUUCGUCCCAAACCACCACUUUAUACCCAUCUCAUAACAAAAGUUGUCCUUUCUCCCAACUCGAAAAAAACAUAACACUUUAGUCAGGACAAAAACACCGAAAAAUAUCAUUGAGAUUCCGCCACACACAGUGUUAAGCACGGGGGCCGUCGAGCGCGCAGUUUGCCGCUCCGUAAAAUGGCUUCCACGUCGCCCCUUCGUUCCCGUUCUGGCCCUCCUCCUUUCUGCUGCCUGGUUUUAUACAGCCAUAUUGGCUCUCUAAUAUAGACUGCCCGGGAUGGGAAGGUGCUACUCGACGCUACGUCACCGGCUCUACAUAUAAACACCAGACUGAGCUUUAAAUAGUGGAGGAGCAGACGGGCCGGGAGGGAGAGAAGGAGAGACCGAGGUCCGUGCUGCGGACAUUGGGGACAAAGCGGCGCACUGCGGUGGCCUGUGUGUGUCUGUCGCGCUUAAGUGUUCACUGUACUAGUUCUCCCGGUUCAUAAAUCCUACUAUUGUUCUUUAAUAUUCGUUGUUGCUGUGCUUAACUGUAUCCCAAAGCGGUUACACUGUUUACCUUGUUUGUCGUGAUAGAUAGACAGACAGAGCUGCUCCAUAUGGAUUAGCAUUAUAACGCUACACUGUGUCGUGCAUACGACGAAGCUAAAUCCUCCGGAUUAUUUUGCAAGGGCUAGUUAAUCUUUCAAAGUGGAAUAGCUAUACAACUGACUAAUCUAACGGACAAAAUUAUGCUUCACAAAGAGACAUUAACUGUUUUGUAACACAGGGUGUAAUAUAUGUUUAGUAAGUUAACUGCUGUAUUCACUUUAAAACAUAUUCAGAACCCAACAGCCCUCUUAUUUAUGGAAGUAAAUCUGUGCCAUCUGGUUUUUAAUUUGAAUUUCUAUAGCAGAAUUUCUUUUUCCAUCAAAAUCAGACUUUGAAUUUCAAAACCAUCAAAUUUCAAGAAUGCAUUUUUAUUUCUUAAGGUCCUGUCACACCGGGACCGUUUUUAUCGUGCAAUUAUUUAGGAUAUCAAUACUUUUUCCCGAACCUGUAUUCUGUCAAUACAAGCGUUCACAUCAGCGACGUUUUCCCGUCCUGUGAUAUUGCGGCAUUUAUUUUUUCGCACAAAGACAAAAUAAAUUCGGUGUAAAAAAAUUGGUCUCUCAAAAUAUUUGUGUAGUAAAAAUUGGACUUCACUUGCAAACAGUGUAAAAAAAAAAAAAAAUCAACAUAAAAAAAAUGUCAGUUUAAAAUUUGAUCCUCAAAUUUUCCACUGGGGUCGGUGCCACAUGACCAAUCUAGCAUUAUUUGAUUGGCUGAUGAUGGAUGAUUGAGCCAGGAAUUGAUUGCUCUCCCUGGUUACCUGGAUGUUGAGUUGGUCUGUUUUACACAGAAAGUUGAAUUUUUACUAAACAAAUCCUUUUAGAGACCGAUUCUUUUUUUUUUUUACACUGAAUUUAUUUCAUUAUUGUGAAAAAAAUAAGUGUAAGAAAUAAAAACACAUGCUUGAAAUUAAAUAGUUUCGAAAUUCAAGGUCUGAUUUUGAUGCAAAAAAAUUCAGCUUUAGAAAUCCAAAUCCAAAAUCAGAUGGCACAAAUUUACUUCCAUACUAACUGUAAAAAUCAGCCCUGGAUGAACCAAAUACUUUACUUCUUGUUUUUUCUUUUUUUUUCAAACAGUAAUAAAAUGUUCUGUUUCUGUGUUUGCCCUUCCUCUCAGCCUAAACUUUAUAGGUCUGUGAUUGAGGAUGUGAUCAGCGAGGUGCGAGAGCUGUUCCUGGAUGAGGGAGUGGAUGAACAAGUGCUUCUGGAGCUGAAAACGGUAACCCACUGAGCUGUUGUUCUCAUGAAUAACUUUUUAAGCUUUGUCCUUGAAAGUUGUUCAGUAAUGUUCCUCAUUUAAAUAUUCUUCUUUUUCUAAUAAACUAGUUUCUCCUGACCAAGGUAAAAACUUAUCUGGCUCCACAUUGCUGCAUUUCAACCACUAAUCCUUUUUUUUAAACUUAUAUUUCUGUAACUAUUCAAUUUAAAUGUUUAAACCAAGUACACAGUUUCUUGCCUGAUUUACAUUUUGCAGCAGCAACUAGAUGCUUAAGAAAAGAAUAUAUGACCGUGGUUUAUGGAUAGUACACUAUAAGGCUUUUAUAGUACUCCUAUCUCAGGAGUCAUGCACGGCUAAAGAUUUAAAACUAACUCCAAAAAGUGAAGUACCCACCGCAGUACUCUUGAGUACACUCUAGAGUUCUAGCUCCCUUAUUUUAGACACACAGCUCUAUUUCACUGUACUGUAACAGCCAACUGGUUUCAGGUUAUUUUCAGAUAUCAGCCAUUUCUUUCUUGAUCUUUCUAUGCAGAAUGGUCUGAAUAACAGCGGUACUUCUGUAAAACAGUACUGGUUCUGAAAUACCUACAUUGCUUGACACUGAUACUGUCUUCUAACUAACAUUGUCUUUUUACCUCCGCCUGUUUCUUCAGCUAUGGGAAAACAAACUGUUGCAGUCGAAGGCAGUGGAGGGCUUCCACACAGAGGAGCAGGCCGCCCUGCAGGCCGCUCAGCAGCAGCAACAGCAGCAGCAGCAGGUUCAGCAGGUCCAACAGGUUCAGCAGGUCACCCAGCCGGCGCAGGCCCAGCAAGUCAUCCUGCCUCCUCCGCCGCAGCAGGGUCAGUCAGAUCUGCGUGAAGAAAACUUAUAAUCUGAAUGUGAAGAAGUCUUAUGCAGCCUUGAAAUCCACUCAGAGUAGAAAUAUGAAGUAUCCAAGAGCAUUCCUCAGACUAAAUUUACACAUCAGAAUCCUAUUAUUUUGAUGAUUGGUAAAUAGACUUUUUGACCGCUCACUUUAGUCCUUGUGUUCUCUGGGUGUAGGCUCUGGACUCAAUCAGCAAAACAAUCAAAUAAAACAAACAACUAGAUUUUAGGCUCUUCAGAACCAACCCUGCAAACACCAGCAGUGUCAACGUGAAUUCAUUACAGCCUGCAAAAGUUUGCCUAAUACAUCCUGCAAACGUUUAUGGAUGUACUGUAUAAACUUACAGUACAUUUCAUUGUGUUGGGCCUCUUCUCCUCUUAGCUGCCUGUCACAUAAACCCUGUAAUCACAGUGAGACUGGGAACCAAAAAUAUGUGAGGUUCAAGUUCAGAAAUGCAAGCAGAGCAGGAACAUUCAGGGCAUUUGAUUCAUUGAGUCUGGAGCCACCCCACAUGACCUGCAGAGCACAUACUGUACAUUCACACACUCACACACACAUAUCUCUUUUUUGUCUUGCAUAACGCUUUAACUCAAACUUGUUUCUCCACUCAGCUCCCCAGCAGCAAGUCAUCGUUCAGGAUUCAAAGAUCCUCCAGCACAUGAGCGCAACAGGGAUGGUGAGUAGAUAGUCUAUGUAUAUUGUGCAAACAGAAUAAGGCUUUGGAGUGAACAGGAGAUGCAGUGCUUGAAUUUUUUGAUCAUUAUUAUAUGAUGAUUAUGAGCAACAUUUUCAUAACGAGUUUUAGAAAUAUAUAAUUUACAAAUUCAAGAAGCAGGGGGCCCGUUAAAAACAAAGCGAGCAGGAACAGCAGGAAUGAUUCAGCAUGUGCCACCAGUGGGGCCAUUGCAUCAUUGCAUUAACGGGAGGCUUUAUUCAAUCACUGAAACCAACCACACAAACACAGCCCUGUUCAAACUGUUAAGGCUAAAACAUACAGGGUGCGUAUUUGGAGCCUUGCAGCAGCGUCGCAUAUCAUGCAGCAAAUAGGUUGCCAUUCUAAUCAAUGCAGCAAAGCAUACAGGAUGCGUAUCAGCUCUGUUGCAGCAUCGUAUCAAAGCAGCACUGCUAAAGGUACACGAUGAGUCUAUUUUUGCUGCUCUAUACUUCCAAUGGGCCUCAAUCCACACAGAAAAGAUGGUUCCAUACAAGAAGUCAAGCAUGAAAACCGCGCAUGUCAUCCAGUGUUUCAAAAUAAAACACCAUAUGGGAACUCCCGACUGUGUAUCAGUUUGUGUAGAUGAGAAAUACUUCCCGGUAACACAGAACAAUCCGACGGUCAAUCCUUGAUCCAUGUUGAACCCAACUGGACGUUUAACUGCUAACUCUGUCUAAAGGUGACAACACAGCAUAAAGGAACAUAGUUUACUUCAUUAAACACGAGUAAACCUGCAAAAACCCAAACUGUAAAAUCACGUUGUUUUUCCACAUACAGUAGAGGCUUGUACUUUCUUCGACUCACACAAGCAGUAAAGAGAUGCCAGUGGGACUCUUUUUCAAUUACAAACUUCAUCACACAAAUGCCCAAAGUCUCCCGCAAACACUACAGUAAUCAAAGCAACGACUUCGCCAUUAUGCCUCUGAGAAAAGUGCUGGAAUUGUUGCUUUUCUGUUUUACUUUACUGCACCGUGACACCAACAACAACAAAAAGCAGCCUCCUCUCUAAUUAAAUAUUUGUAUUGAGGUGAACAACACAAUAAUAGGGUCUCUGGGAUGUUAAUGUGUUUACAGGCUAACCAAGAGUAGAGGUGGAGGGACAUUAAAACCAGAGAACAGAGGAGCUGCGUUGUAGUCAGGGGAAAUACAGUGAAAAACACACCCUCCCCUUCAUCACUCCUCGUCUUCCUUUCACAAAGCAGCAGCAGUCCCCGUCUUUUAACAACACUUGUGUUCUGCGAGCCAUCUGUUAAUGUCAGGGCUUUCAUCUGCACCGAUGUAAUUUUCAUCUUCAUUCACAGACGCCCUCCUUCAGCUUCACUUGCAAAUUCCUCACCUUUAAACCAUCAAACCUGGCGAACGAAAUUAAUGAAUGCAAACACUUUUAUCAGGACAGCCACGAGAAAAUGAAUAUGAGACGUUUAAUUAUGAAGAGUGUCUGCUGUAUUUCAUAAAUAUUUAAGCAUCUCCUCCUGAGAAAUGUUUUUAACAACCGAGCCGUAAAUACCUGUUUGUGCUCAGUUUGUAAUUUUAAUAUCCCAGCAGAGCUUAACAGCUUAACCACUUAAAAAGUUACUCACAGGAUAUUUGAACCCUUAAACCUGUCUUUAGGAAGUUGUAAAGAAAAGUUUUGUCUGCAGGUUUCCUGUUUAUGAGCGAGUAUCUCACCGCCUCGUUUGAGCCACUUGAAAAUGUCUUUCCUCUCUUUGUCCCCUAGAGUGCAGCAGCGACUGCAGCAACCCUCGCUUUGCCCGCAGGGGUCGCCCCAUACCAACAGCUCAUCACCAGCCAAGGUAAAACACUCACUCAUGCUUUUCUGUGCGUCACAAAAGGACAACACUUAAAAUUGAAGAAUGAUGUUAUCUUUCUGGUCUCAACAGUUCUUAAGAAUGCAUGCUCCUUCACGUCACGUCACGUCUCCUCUGUUUUUCGCCUCUCAGGUCAGAUUCUGCAGGUGGUGCGUGCUCCCAAUGGAACUCAGUACAUCAUCCAGCAGCCCCAGCAGCAGAUCCUCCUGCAGCAGCAGAUGCAGCCUGGUGGCGUGCAGGCUCCCGUUAUACAGCAGGUACGCCCUUUCACACAGGUACGAUCUCCCAGUCUGGAUAAAAUGAGACAUAAUCAUUGAGAAUUCAAAUCAAUUCAUGUACAGAGGGUUGGCAUGUUUGCACGUUUCAUGUUUAACUUGGAGAGUUUAUGCAAGUAAUAACUGACCCGCCGUUUUUGUCCUUGACGAGCUAUACGUAUUAUCAAUAAGACUGAUUACUAUCAUCACACGGAGCCACUUUUUCUAAAUGUUUUGAUCUGUAUUAUUAUAAAAUAAUGCAAAUUAUGUUUCUAGCAAAAUCAAAAAUGCUCCCUGACUCUAUACAGAGGUUCUUUUCUAUUCAGGACAGUCCGUAUAAUCUCAUAGGUGUUUGCAAAUUUACUGUACAAAAAGCUAAAAAAGGUAUGAAAAGCAGAUAUGUCUCCAUUACUGGAGUUAAAUUCUGGAUUGAUGCCAACAUAAAUCCAAAAACAUGUCAUUUAAAAAAAAAAAUUGUUUGUAAAGCUAUUUUUGAAGCUUAAAGUGCAAUUAUUUAUCUGUUGUUGUGGUUUCUUUGCUUUUCUGGAGGUCGGUAGCAUUAAAAAGUUGACAAUACAGGAUAGGCUUUUAUAAGCAGUCUGCUUCUGCCUUUUCAGUCAAUAUUAAACACAUGAUUCUGAUUUAGUGAUUUAGUGUGAAAUGUCAAUAUUGUGUACAAUAUUUUGUGUUGUCAUGACUGAAUAAACGACUACUACUACUACUACUACAAAUACGCACGUUCAGCAACUUUAAAAACAGUAAAAACACAGGGUGUGUGUUCUUCACCUUGGAAACUUACUAUCAGCCUCUUAAAACUGAAGAUGUUAUUCCCUCCAAGGCAAAGAAAACACAUCACUACCCUCAGAUAAAAUCUGCUUUCUUUAUAUCGACUCUGUUUUUUUCCAGGUUCUUGCUCCUCUGCAGGGAGGCCUGCCCCAGCAAACCGGAGUCAUCAUCCAGCCGCAGCAGAUUGUUUUAGCUUCAGGAAACAAAGUCCAAGGCAAUGCACAGGUAAGCACUUCUUCACUUACUUCAUUACCAAUUUAAUUUCUUCUCCCAGCAAGUUUGCUCUACACUUGUAAGCAUUUGCUGGCACGCAGUUUUUCUCUCGAACACUGAUUGACGUCUUUGUCUGCCUUGUCCUGAAAAGCUUUUAUGUACGAGAAAUGCCACUUAACUGUCAUUAUCUAUCUAAUGUGAACAAUUACCUGUUAUCUCCAAACAGGUGAUGCAGGCAGCAGGUAUGGCGCAGCAGCCUGGACAGCCAACAACAACAGCAGCCCUGGUGCAGCAGCUUCAGCAGGCCCAGGGUGCAGCUGCCCCACAGGCCCAACCUCAGGCCCAAGCCCAGGCCCAGCAGCAAGCCCAGCCUCAGGCUCAACCCCAGCCUCAGACUCAGCAGCCGCCGAUGAUGCUGCAGGUGGACGGCACCGGGGACACCUCCUCAGAAGAGGACGAGGAUGAGGAGGAAGAGUAUGACGAAGAUGACGAGGAGGAGAAGGACAAGGACGGGGGAGAGGACGGGCAGGUUGAAGAGGUGGGAUGAAAAAGCCAAUACAGUCUUAAAGUUCUGAUCCUGAUGAGGAAAAUGAGGGAUAUUGUACUGUAUCAUAAAGACAUGAUAAUGAGGAGUCCUGUUAGAUUAGGGUCCUGUUAAAGAUUUUCAACCAUGUCUAAAACUUAGUUUUUGUUUUCUCUCCAGGAGCCUCUGAACAGUGGGGACGAUGUCAGUGACGAGGAGGACCAGGAGCUGUUCGAUACAGAGAAUGUAGUGGUGUGCCAGUAUGACAAGGUAAAGACUUAUCUUAAGAGUUGGUGUAAGAGACACAAUUUUAAUCUCAUUUUAUCAUCCGUGUCCUAUACCCUAAUUCAUCCAGUAUCCCAGUGUGCGCGCAUUGCACCUUUAUACAGUAGCAUAAAAUGAACAAACAAGUAACAUGAGUCUCUAUGAGUGAGAGUUUAAUGAGUGGCAAGCUGAAAGACAAAGAGGAGAGUGGUUGUUGCUUUUGGGGGUAAAAACUUACAAAUGGAGGAUCAUACUUCGAUCUCCUCGUCCUCAAAAGCCACCAUCCCUUAACCAAUGGGAGGGGUGAGCAUGGGAGCACGCUAAUCUAGAAUGCAACCCCUUGAUGUCACUACAUGCUCCAAUAUCUACACACCUCAUAACUGUCAGCCAUAUCACAGGCUGAGAUCUACUCUCAUUGUCAGUCCCUUGUAACACUGCGAUAGCAGAUGGUACAACAACUGCAGGUUUGUACAUCCGGUACAACUUUGAUUCUGGGUUUUGCAGAAUCUACCCAACGAGGGAAAACAUGACCGAAAAAGUCACGCCACAUCUCUGAUUUGUUAAAAUCUGUGGAUGUAAGACGUACAUCGAAGCCGUCUUGUUUUAAUUGCAUCUUUAGAUCAUUUGUUAUUCGACAGGUCACCUCUUUGACCAGCAAAUGAUAUUUAAUGGACCUCAUGUCUUGUAAUAACCAAAAAGACACCAAAAGAACGGUCAUGAGAGUUUUAUUACAGACCUAUGUGAUGCUAUUUCACUGCUUUUGAAGAGCUCUCCUCUCAGGCUGAUCAAUUUGGCAUCUGGCUGAGUCUUCUGCGUGCAUGGGUUAAAGACAUUAGAGGCAGCGUCCACUGAAAGAUGAAACAGUGUCCAUCUGUCCCCGACGCCCACACCAUUCAUUUCCUUUCUUCACUUCACAGAUUCACAGAAGUAAGAACAAAUGGAAAUUCCACCUGAAGGACGGGAUCAUGAAUCUGAACGGGAGAGACUAUGUCUUCUCCAAAGCCAUUGGGGAUGCCGAAUGGUGAAGUAGACAGAAACAAACAAAAAAACGAUAAAACAACAGGAGCAGGAACUCUGUAACUCCUUCUAUCCAGUCAAACGGACACUUCAGUUUCCUUCCAUAUCCUGUGACUGGAUUCAUUUCAGGAAAUCUUUUCUGAGUCUUUGAGAACUCUGGUAAAACCCAAGGGACUGUGAGGUACCGUACAAACCCGAGGGUCGUCAGAAACACUCCACAAAGCCUUGUGGGAUGAGAAACCUACAGAGGAGGGGAAGUCCUGUGAGCGGAGCGGUCUUGUGAUCUUUUUUUUUUUUUCCAUUUUUUUGGCUUUUCAGGCUUCUCUUACCUUUUUCCUGAGAGAAAUCACGUGUUGCGGAAAGUAAGCAUUUCACAUCGUACAGGUGUAGUGGACCAGGGUGACCUGACCUGCCCCUGCUAUGGGAGGUCAGAGGUCAUUCAUUAAACCCUGUAGAUGAGUAACACCUUCACGAUGCACUGUAGUCGGUUGACUGGAUUGACAUGCGUCUACAUUCAAGCCCAAACUUAGUGCCACCAGUCAAGAUCGCUGCCUUUAGAUCGGCCAGAAUCACCUUUUUGGCUUCUGAUUUUUGUUCUCAGAUCAUUUUCGUGACUAUGGUGCUCCAGAGUGUUUUAUGUAGUUAUUAUUUUAAACAUUUUUUUAAACAUGUUCAACGUAGGGUCAAGGCAAAGCAGGCGGAGUUACAUUAAUCCUUAAAUAACUAACUCGUUUGAAGGUAUUUUUUUAAUCUUUAGAAGUGCUGAAUCCAAAAAAAAUACGGUUCAUUUCCUCACCGGCUUCUCUGGAGCUUCAUUCCAUAUUUGUCCCCAAAAAAUCAUCGAAAGAAAAAGGAAGAUCCAACACCGAACUCAUUUAUGAAUUGUACAAAAAACAGUCUGAAAGUUAGUCCUGUCGGUGUAUCUUCUUUGCUCUUAUUUUAGUUCACUGCAGCCGUCGGAAAAUUUGCACUGUCAGUUUAUCAAUGUGUUGUGAAUCAGUCAGUUGCUUUAAUCAAUAGCCACAGCGUGCUCUGGUCUGUCUUAGUGUGUGAGUGUGUGUGUGUGUGUGUGUGUGUGUGUGUGUGUGUGGGUGAGUGAGUGAGUGAGAGUGAGUGACUGGCUUACAACGUGUAUGUGUGUGUGUGUUGAUUUGAUGAGUGUUGUCGCAGCUUCUUUUGUUUAAGUCUAAUUUCUUGCACACCCUGGUAGUUUUUUUUUUUUCUUUUUUUUUGUAGUCGGGUCAGGACAGAGUCCCCCCGCCCUCAUCCCCUUUUUUUUAUUUAUUCCUGAAGUUCAUAACAUGUUAUAUUUUUGAGAAGUUGGAAAGCCGCACCAAACUGUGCUCUUAUAAUCAAAUAAGUGUUCCUUUUUUUUUUUUUUUUUUCUGUUGGCUGGACAAAGCGACUUGAUGCUGUGUUCCAAAUCAUUUCGUCCACCAUAUGUUCUCCUGUGCUUUUCAUUUUAAUCAUAACUUUUAAAUGAAAAUAUUUUCUAUCAAAGUGAGUUGAACUCGGGGCCCGUGUGUUUCUCUGCAGUUUGUUUUUAGUGCCCCUGUUGCAGCAAUUUCAAAUAAAGUACGUGUUUUUUCGACUGUUGUGUUUGGUUGGUGGUUGGAUCUCUAGAGUUUGAAAGAAGCUUCACUGACACAUCCGGAUGAAUAAAGGAAGGCUUUCUAAUCUAUUUUGUCUUUUCAUAAACUAUAUUGUAAUUGGAAGAAGAAAAAUGUGUUUCAUUUCAAUUUUAAAAAGUCUAUUUUGUUUUAUAUUCCACAUUAAUGCUAAAUGACAUGAUGACCGUCACCUUUAAAUUCUGAAAGAAUAAAUAAAAAGUGCCAAUGGGAGUGUUUCUGGUCCAAAUGGAGCAUGCUUGUAGGACAAAUUCAUUUUAAAAAAUCCUGAGCUUUAAGUAUGACACCCAGUAGAUCGAAACAAAAAUCCACUUAGCUCAAAUUAACAAAAUAAUUUGUCAGUCUUUUCUCAUUGAAUGUUGCGUGUGCCUUUUGAGCUUUAGUUUCCUGACACUCACAAAAGAUGAUGAGCUUCUGAAAAGUAUGUUUAUCAAAAAAAAUGUAUCUCUGCUUUUAAUCGUUUUGUCGUGUGUGUUGUAGCUGCUGUUCAGAUAAUGAAGGAAAUGUAAUGUUCAUAUUCAUUUAAUUUUCUAAAUUAAAACAAGUUUGGAUGAAAACACAAA
Xyrichtys novacula (pearly razorfish) is the source of this 11374-nucleotide messenger RNA. NCBI's taxonomy places the organism in Eukaryota, Metazoa, Chordata, Actinopteri, Labriformes, Labridae. The record is from the annotation of a GenBank genome assembly.